UUAAAUAAAUAUCAAUAUUCAAUACCAUCAUUCAUCACCCCUGUCGUUAAAGUUAUUUAGUUUCUUCUAUUUACAUUUUAUUUUAAUAAUAUAAUUAUUCUUAUUUGUAAAAAUGACAAGAAUGUGUGUUGUUUGUAAGAAAUUGUAUAUUAAGGGAUCAGAGAAAUCAUUUCAUUCUUUUCCUAAAAAUGAAAAUCGUAAACAAUUAUGGUUAAAGGCGUGUAAUAUAAAAUUAUAUUUGCCAUCAUACAAGAUAUGCAAUGAUCAUUUUUUACCAGAAAAUUACUUACCAAGUGGGUAUCUCAAGAAGAAUGCUGUUCCAUUCCUAGCAUCUAAAAGUACAAUUAUUAAACCUUUGACCUACCAUGAUACUUCAAGUCAUUCUCCAACUCCUAUGAAACGCUUGUGUGUUGAACCCAUAGUUUCUACAAAUACAGAUAUUGAACCAGUGGACUAUCACGGUACGUCUAACCCUUGUCAAAGUCCAAUGAAGCGUAAAGUGUUUAAUGCAAACUCAAUUGGAAUUUUAACUCCAAGUAAUUUUAAGACUCCGAGAGAGGCAAAGAAAAAUUUGGACAUGGUGAAGAACAAAUAUAGAGAAAAACAAAUUCAAAAUGCAAAUCUGAAAAAACAAAUAAAAAGACUGAAAGAAAAACUCACUACUUAUGAUAAUCUUGUUCAAAAAUUACACCAAAAACUAUUUUUAACUGACAGUGCAUCUGCUCACUUGAAGAUAAAAAAUACAGUUGAACAAGAUCAUGAUUAUGUAAAAUCUUCAAAUAGACUAACACCAUUUUUAGAUAAGGUAACAAGUUACAAUACUGGUUUUGUGUUGAAAAAAAUAAAAAUAAAAUAACUUGUGAGGUAGUCACCCAUUUUUGA
Melanaphis sacchari is the source of this 882-nucleotide messenger RNA. RefSeq lists its product as uncharacterized. The coding region runs from base 113 to 856 and encodes 247 amino acids. Lineage: Eukaryota; Metazoa; Arthropoda; Insecta; Hemiptera; Aphididae. The record is from RefSeq and is a predicted model, not a curated record. The transcript has 4 exons.